This is a messenger RNA of Pelobates cultripes (western spadefoot toad), 21971 nucleotides long. NCBI's taxonomy places the organism in Eukaryota, Metazoa, Chordata, Amphibia, Anura, Pelobatidae. The record is from the annotation of a GenBank genome assembly.
GCACUUUGACAGUCUCUGGUGUUUAUAACUCGAAGCCUGAACUACAUCCCCCGACAUGCUUAUCCUGUGGGCGGAGCCAAACAUGGCUCGCCGGAAGUCACGUGCUAGGGCCAGCACCAAUCGCGUUUGAAUGUGUUCCUUCUCUUUUUUUUUUUAUUAUUUUCUCCUCUCCUCCUUCUCUUGCCUGCCAGCGGCUGCUGUGCAGUCACAUCCAUCUAAAAUGGCGACCGUGGAACCGGUGAGUGAAUGCGUGAUCUGACUAGAUCUAAUAAAGUCGCUGGCAGGGGCUGUGAUAUCGCGGGAUGAGUGUCUAUAAAGGGGAUAUUGAGGGCGGGGGAGGGAUUGGAGCCGCCUGGUGUGAGGGAGAAGCGGCCGGCCGGUGUGUGACAUGAAGCAGACGGCAGCACUCUGCCACACUCUCCGCCUCGCUGGCGGCUCUCAUUAUACAAAGAGGGGGGAGGCGCGCGGUGCGGCCGCUGCUCACACAGAACCCUCCGGCUCGGUUCGAUCUCUCGCUGAGGGCGUUCGGGAGAAGGUUGUAGUUCGAUGGGGCCCCGUGCCGAGGACAGCCGCGCGCGCGCCCCCAUCCCCUCCCCCUACCUCCUCGAGCCCUCCGUCUACUAACUACGGACUAGUGGGCGCGCGUGCGUGUAUGUGAGCGCAAGAGAGCUGGUCACGCGGGCGGCAGUUGAGAGAGGGCCGCGUGGCGGAGCAGGCAGACGGUUUGAGGAGGUGGGGGGAGUUCUGUACUUGGAAUGUUUGCUUUCCCAAGCAGAGUGGGUGCUGAGUUAGCGUUCAGACCUGGCUACACGGUUACAAUAGAUCGCACGGCCCGGCCCCCUCCCCUCACACUGUCUGUGUUCGAUUGAUAAGUUAGAGGUCGCUAGUGAUGGCUCAGGCUUCCUGCUAUCUCCUUCCGCCCCAGCUCGCUCAUUCAGAAAAGUAACUCCAUGUGCUGUGCGUGCUGCCACUUCCUUAUCCCACCAGAGAUCGGCUCUCCCCGACUAAGGCCUCACAAUGAAUGACUUGGACAAUGUGAGUUCUGCAAGAAACCAUGUUUAAAGUCAUGACACCGGAUUUCUAUUAUAAUAAUUAUUAUUAUUUUUUUUUUUUUUUAAACUACGUACCUCUAACAUAUGGGCCGGGGGGGGCAUCGUUGAUGGGGUGUAUUGAAGGAGGGGGUGGUUCUUCGUCGUUCUAUGCCUAUAAUUGGUUUCAUGUGCACUCUAAAUAUUGUUUACCAACAAACCUCCUUGGAAUUUGGAGACGAAAUCUUUUUGUGUAUUCGAAAUGUUUUGAAUAGGCGCAGCAGCAUGAAGCUAUAAUGUUUCUGCAUUUAUGCACGGUUUUAUGGCUUUUGUUUAGUAAGGAACACUCCAGACCAUCCAGCUUGCUGUAGUGCUUUGUGUGAUGAGGGUGAUUUUAUUUUAGCGAGCGUGCAGAUUUCAUUAGAAGUUACUAAUUUUAUAAAUGCAUCAUGAUAGUCCAUUUACUACUGCCUGUUUAUUUUAAUUUUUUUUGCCAACUCAAGUGGUAAACUGUCCAUAGCACCAUCCUUGCAAAUCAUUUUCACUAAAGGCUUAAAGGACCACUAUAGGCACCCAUACCACUUCAGCUUAAUGAAGUGGUCUGAGUGCCAGGUCCAGCUAGGAUUUAAUCUGCCUGCUGUAAACAUAGCAGUUUCAGAGAAACUGUUUACAAAUGGGUUAAUCCAGCCUCUAGUUGCUGUCUCAUUGACAGGCGCUUCCGUGCUUCUCACUGUGAUUUUCAGUGAGAAUGCUUUCCUAUGGACUGGCUGCACGUGCGGCUCUUGCCGCUCAUGCACAUUCAGCUGAUGACGACCGGAGGAGUCCCCAGCGCCGAGGGAGCCCGGCGCUGGAGAAAGGUGAGUGUUUAAUCCCCUUCAACCCGGCGGGUGGGGGCACCCUGAGGGCACUAUAGUGGUACUUUAAGGCAACACCUUGGGGGGUCGGAGAGGCUUUUCUGUUUUAAAUUGACCAGUGGGAGUGGCAUUGACGGAGGGAAGAUGUUAUUUUACUAAUUUCUUUAAAGGGGUACUAUAGUACCAGGAAUACAUAGCUGUAUUCCUGGCACUAUCGCUGACCCUCCCUCUGUCACGCAGUUUCUCUGGAACUGCAAUGUUUAACACUGGAGCACUAAGGUCAAUAGGGACACAGUACCCAGACCACUUUAAUCAGAUGAAGUGGUCUGGGUGCCUACAGUGUCCCUUUAACGGCAGAGGAGAAAGCUAGAUUCCCUUUGCAGGUGUUAAAACAGAUCACUUUUAAUGCAUAUGAUUGACAUUGGUAGGCCGGAAAACCCAUUGGAAACCCACAGAGUCAGGGCUGGUAUAGAAGGGGAGAACUUCCCAAGCCUCAAGGGGGGAGAUCUGCAGUUUUUGCAAGCUGUUUUCAGAUAUGUCCACAAUGAAAAAUAUGUAUAUUAAAUGCAAGUAUGUUUUAAUUGGGCAUAUAAUCUAUUUGAGUGUUUUUUUGGGGGGAUGGGGGGUGUUUAACACUUUUUUCAUUAAGAAUUUACCUCUUACUGUGUUAGCAUGCAACAGGCUCAUGUGUAUGAUUAAAGCUCAAUUAAAGCAGGACAUAAGAACCUCUAAAGUAAAUGUGCUGUGAAGAUUUGAGAGUCCCAGUCAGCAGGGGAUUGGCUAGGGCUGCAUAAACAGUGCUUUAACUCCUAAUUGUCACAAAAGUGAACUGUGAGACUGCAGGGGCAUGAUUAUAUAUACUAGUAUCAUUUUAAACAUGACUAUUUUCAGUCUAGAUUUCACUUGCUCUGUGGCAGCAGACAUCUUUAGUUCUUAUUGUCAGAACAUGUAUUUCCCUAGACCACGUUUAACCCCUUAAGGACCAAACUCCUGGAAUAAAAGGGAAUCAUGACAUGUCACACAUGUCAUGUGUCCUUAAGGGGUUAAAGGACCACUUUGGGGACCAGAGCAACUUCUUUGCAAUGAAGUUAUUAUAGUGGGUAAUUUUUUUAUCUUAAAGGAGCACUAUAGUGCCAGGAAAACAAAUGUUUUUUUGGCACUAUAGGGUCAUUAGGUGUCCCCCCUUUAGCCACUUACCUUUCUCCAGCACCGGGCUUUCUAUGUGCUGCUGAACUCUCCACCCCCUGCCGACGUCAGAUCCGAAUGCGCAUGCACAGCAAGAGCCGCACGGGCUUUCAAACAGCUCAUAUGUAAGCAUUACUUAAUGCUUUCCUCUGGACGUCCAGCAUCUUCUCACUGUGAUUUUCACAGUGAGAAUCUCGGAAGCGCCUCUAGCGGCUGUCAAUGAGACAGCCACUAGAGGCUGGAUUAACCCUCGGUGAAACAUAGUAGUUUCUGUGAAACUGCUAUGUUUUCAGCUGGAGGGUUACAACUAGAGGGACCUGGCACCCAGACCACUUCAUUGAGCUGAAGUGGUCUGGGUGCCUAUAGUGGUCCUUUAAGGAAUAAAACCAUUAAUGAACAGCUUACCAAAGUUUGGCACCUGAUAUAUCUGUUCGUCGGCUUCCUAUUUGAAUCCUCGAAAUUCAGAGGAGGUGAAUGAGCAAAGGGCACUGCCCUCUAGACUCUGUGGUUAGGUUAAAGGAACACCAUAGGGUCUGGAAAACAAACCUGUAUUUCUGACCCUAUAGUGUUUAAUCCAUUAUUUAGGUGACUUAGCCCCCUUAGAAAAGGUUAAAACUUACCUUAUUUCCAGCGCUGUGCGAGUCUGCUGACUAUGACCCCGCCGCCCAUCCGCCUUCUUGGUUACAUCAUAAUUUCAGAUUAUUUUUUUCUGCCAAUCAAAUGCUUUCCCCUGGGGAAAUCAUUGGAUUGGAAAAGACCCGCAGUAUGUAAGCACUAUUAGUGAUGGAACACUAAGUUUAGCUGCACUGAACCACAGUGACACAAAAAUGUAUACACAGAUAACAAUAUUACCAAACUAAGUGCAUGGGGUGAUAGGGCUCUGGUACAUGUGAGUGCUACCCCUUACUGUACACUGUACUAUUCAGAUAGUCUGCGCUAUGUUUGUCUUUAUUAUUCAUUUCCAGACUGGUUGUCACGCUUAUUUUGCUUAUAGUAAAUCAUUGGAUUGUCUUAAAUUGGCAUGGGACGGGGCCAAAUGCCAUUUUGGCUAAUCAUCACCUCAUCACAGCGAUGCAUUGGAUCAUUGCAUAUCUGUGAGGACAAUUCAGCGUCUCCAUGCAGAGUGUGGAUACGCUGAACGACACUGUGCCUCGGGAAGCCCCUUCAGUGGCCACCUGGAGGUGUCCCUAGAGGGAAAUGUAAACCACUUUAAAUCUACACAUUUGUAUACUUGAGCUUUUAAAUAUUACAAGACUUUUAGGAGACAGGGGAAGCAUGAUGGGAGCAAUGUUAAAAGAAAGCUAUGCGUCAAAAUCUAUGCUUGUUGUAUAGGUUAUAGUGCAAAGUCACUGUAUGCUUGCAAAGUUGUUAGACAGCAAUUUCCAAAAACUGAAUCUUUAAAGGGUUACUCCAACCACCAUGACAACUUCCGCUUUUAGAAGUUGUCAUGGUGGUUGGAAUAUAUAUGUAUAGCAUUUAUGCUUGAAACUGCACAUACAGAUAAUUAUGUGCAAACAGGUCUGUCUCCUUCUCCACUUGUAGGUAGUGAUUCUGGACAGCCACUAGAAGCACUUCCUGUCGUUUCACAGAGUUAUCUGAAAAGACAGUGUUUACAUAAAAUUGCAUGAAGGGAGCUAUUAUACUCACCAGAACAACUACAUUAAACUGUAGUUGUUGUGACUAUAUUAUCGCUUUAAAUAAUAUCUUAGCCAGGUUUAAACUAAUGAAUUGAUUGUUCCAGACAUAGAUGAAAGCUUUGUGUAGGAUCUGUAAAGUCUGCAUUGGUAAAUAUUUUCAAGCAGAUGUGUAAAACAUGUUUACUUAACAAGGGUGUUUGCUCAUUUAUUUAUUUUUUUUGUUUUUUUACUAUGCCUAUUUUUAAUACUAUUUGUAGGGAAUGAUAACAUUCAUUUAUCCAAGGACACACUUUUGUUGGCUGUCAGACUGGAGGCAUUUUUCUGAAAUGCACACUAUAGGCACAUAGAUCGCUUCUGAUAGAAGUGGUCUGUGUGCAGUGCCCCUAGCGUUUUGCUCUUGCAAUGUUAAACAUUGCCAUUUUUGAGAUACGACUGUGUGAAACACACCUCUAGGGGGCUGUCUCUCUGAUAGCCACUAUAUGGUGCUUCUACACCCACAACAGUCAGACUUUGUUGUUGAUGUUCAAUGUCCCGACGCAUUGUGUUAGAACGAACAUCCUUCAAUGUUUGAGAAGCAUUUUAUUGGCACCUCGCGUAUUAAGUCCACAUUGCUUCUCUGAUAGGAUUGGAGGGGCCUGUGAAUGCAGAGAAGAGGCUGUUUGGGCACUGGAUUCCAGUUAGGUAGCAGUUUAAUUUAAUUAAAUGACCACUAUAGGCACCCAGACCCCUUCAGCUCAAUGAGGGUGCCCGGUACCUCUAGUUUUAACCCUGCAGCUGAAAACCUACCAGUUUCAGAGAAACUGCUUUGUUUCACUGAGUCUAAUCUGUGAGACAGCUGCUAGAGGUGAUUCUCACUGUGAAAAUCACAGUGAGAAGACUCUGGACUUCCAUAGGAAAGCAUUGAGUAAUGCUUUCCUAUAGGCAGUUUGAAUGCGCGUGCCGUUCUUGCCGCGCAUUCGUAUCUGACGUCGGCAAAGGGUGGGAGGGACUUAAUGACCCUAUAGUGCCAGGGAAACAAGUUGGUUUUCCUGGUGCUAUAGUGGUCCUUUAACCUUUUUCACAAUGUAAUAAUAUAUAAAAAAGGUUAAAAUUGAAGAAUAAUGCUCCAAUCACCCCGUGUGUGUGUGUGUGUCACUCAAACCACAGAGUGAAACAUUAAAAGUGAACUAGAAAAGCUAUAAUUUCUGGGGAAAUUGUGUGAAGUGUUCUUGCCUCCACCAGUAGUCUACAACUGGAGUGGGCGGAGUAACUGGGUGGAGUGGCUUGAGUAACUUUAUGGAGUGGGCAAAGUAACUGUGUGGAGUGUAUGGAGUGGGCAAAGAUAGUAAACAUUACACUAAUCAAUUGAUCAAAUUUAAAAAGUGCACAUGGCAAGCUUGAUAGAGUGAGAAAUGCAUUUCAACUUUUAUUUAUUUAUAUAGCACAUUUAAUUCCAACGUUGUUGCCCAAAGUGCUUCACAGUUACAUUAAAACAUACAUUUAUAAAAACAUUAGCAGGUGUACAAAAGGCCCUGUUUAUGACAUCACUUGCUGCUGCAGCCUGACACAGGUCAGAGUAUUUUGGCGGUUGCCAUCUUCAAACGGUCGUGUCUUUAAAAACUAUAAAUCCUACAGCAAAAAGCUUUAUAUUGUGAGAAUCACAAGACCCAGACCUGAUGCAUAGUAUGUCUCUGAAGUAUUAAAAAUUAAGGCACAGUCGCAGUUUAGAAAUUGCCCUUCAAGUUUGAGCUGGCUAGAGUGAAGUUUCAAUGAAUGUAAAUGGACGGCGUGAGUUGCAAACAAAUGGUCAUAUUGUGAAAUCUAUCAGGACUAUGGCUUAGCCGUGGACAUGUGUAGUGGCAGCAGAGAUAGCUUGUGGGAGUGGUGGCAGUUUAGAAAUCAUGUCCUGAUUUUUCAGCUUUUAACAGCUCCCACUCUAGUUUUGAACAUUUUGCCAUUCAUUCCUAUGGGACCAAUUUCGCCACAAGAACGACGCUAUUCUAUGAACCAUUCUGCGAAACGUUCCACAAAGUAAUAGCAAUCCAAUCGGGAACAAUCCGCACGUUUUGGUAUAUGUUUCUGUCAAUGUAGUGUAAAAACUGUGGGGGGAGUUAGGGUGGUAAAUUUGAUAAUAAGAAUAAUAUAUAUGUGAGAACAUUAAGUGGUCUUGCUAUGCAAGAACACUUAAUAAAAUGGUAAAAAGAUUUUCUUGGUAAACUCACUUGAGAUUUUAUGACCAGUGCUUUUGUGUAAACCUAAAAUCCCUAAUACAUUUGUUGUAUCAGAUUCUUGUGAAUUCAAUGAAAAUCCAAACAGUCAAUGAGCUAAUAUGAGGAGUCUCAAAAAGAAUGUUUAGUUUAAAUGCUACAGUGCAUUUUUUUUAUAAAAAUUUAUUUUUUAGGAAACCACUGCCAAUAUUGAAACUACAGAAGAGGAGAAAACGACUGGCCAGGAGCUUGUAAACCCUGAGCACUACAUUAAACAUCCACUACAAAACAGGUAAGAAAAAACACAAUUUCCAAAAACAUUUCAUUGCUUUUAAAAUAUUUUGUCUUAAAUGAUGUCUUUAAAGGGGCACUUAAUCAUAGAUUCUACAGCUUAUUGUAGAAGCUUUGUUGCAAGGAUGCUUCCUCCAUAUUUUACCGAUUAUUUAAAACAUUUUUUAAAAAUUUUUUUGUAACUGUUUUUCAGAGACGACACCGCAGCAGCAAUUUAUUGUGAACCUCCAGUAUAUUGUCAGUUGUUUAACCAAAAAGCAAUUUAUCUAAACCAGUUUCAUUUUUACAUUCUAACGUCUACAAUAAGAUGUAGUGGUUGAAGUCUCCAUAUUCAAAGGAACACAUCAGCUACCCACUGUAGUGCUUUUGGUGCCAGGAGUUCCCGGGCACUCUCCAAAAUAAGUAGUUAAACACUUCAAGAAAUUUUUGAUAACUUGAUUCCUGCCAUUGAGCUGACUGUACAAGUUAGUACUAAUUGGAGAGUGCAUCGCUAACUGCAAGCUUCUUGCAAGAGCUUUUGGCAGCAGGUGGUUGCUUAAUCUUGUCUGAAAUUGGUAGAAGAGGGUGUGAUAUAAAUUACCUAUUGUCUAUGUAAUAUAGAAUGCACACUGCAUUCUAUAUUACAUAGAUAUUUGGAUAUUUGUAACAUUUGAUAUACUUGGUCUCUCUGUGUGCUUUUUGGUUUGUGUAUAAAUUACCCAUUGAGCAUUCGAUAAUGCAGCUGUUUCUAAAUUUACAGUUUGGUAUUAUUAAAUGUCGACCAUGAAUAUUGUGUUGAUGCUAUAGUAGUCUUUUAGUAACAAUACAAGCUUAAUCUACACUUUGUGUUGGCUAUUCGUCUAGCAUAUAUACUUGCCUAAUCUUUUUUUAAUUUUGUGUGCAUCUGCAAUCCAACAAUUACAAUAAGCCUUACCUCAAAUCAUUGUACUGAUUGAGCAUUUGCAUUAUGAUGUUGUAAAUGAUUUGUAAGUAUUUACAAAUGCACACUCGGCCACUUCACAAGAAUAAUUGUACUUUAACGCCUUAAUGACAUUGGGACGUUACAUUAUGUCUUAAUUAUAAUGGUCUUUAAUGGAACACUAUAGGGUCAGGAACACAAACAUAUAUUCCUGACCCUAUAGUGUUAAAUCCACCAUUUAGGUGGCUUGUCCCCUUAGAAAAGGUGAAAACUUGCCUUAUUUCAAUUGCAGCGCUGGCCCUGCCCCGAUCCGCCUCUUUGACAUCAUCAGAAUUGCCGAUUUUUAGCCAAUCCAAUGCUUUUUUAAUCAAUGCAUCUCUGAGGAAAAUUCAAAGUCUCCAUGCAGAGCGUGGAGACGCUUGAACGCAGUGCUGUCUACUAUGCAGCACUUCUCCAAGAAGGAUCUCCAGUGGUCAUCAGAGAAGUGGCCACUUGGAGGUGUACCUAGAGGCAGUGUAAACACUGCCUUUUCUUUGAAAAGGCAGUGUUUGCAUGAAAAUGCCUGAAGGCAAUGAUUAUACUCACCAGAACUACAUUAAGCUGUAGUAAUUCUGGUGGAUAUAGUUUCCUUUUAAUGACAAGUCCUGCAGAUUUGGUGUGUGCAGGAUUAAACCAGAAAUCAAUGGAUAUCUGGGGCUCCCCUCGGUCAUAUGGAGCGAUUGUUGUCCCGAUUAUGUCUACUUUUGCAAAUUGUUUGCAUUUAUUAAGUAAUAUUAAAUGUGUGCUAACAAAAUGGGCAGUUUAUUAAUUAUUUUCACAAAACACUUGGCAAUCAUAGAUGAAGAGGGUUCAUUUUGUAACUGAGAGAUAUAGUUGAGAGGAAUUUUAUUUUAUUUUUUAUUACAGUAGCACAUAUAAAGCUUACAAAAUAUACCACCAAUUUGUGUAUAGGUGCAUGUAAAAAAACAAAAUAUAAACUCUGAAAGAAAUUGAUGCUUAAAUGGCGGUAUAAGGCUCAAAAUAUACCAUAUGACAUGUCCCUUGCUGUCUACUUUCACAAAUGGUAUGCAUUUAUUGGGUAAUUUUAUCUCCAAAAGGGCAUAAAUGGGUUAAAUCUGUCUUUAAAUUUCACUUUGAAAUGCUGCACAGUGGUGAUGGUGGUUGAAGUAAACCUUUCAUAGAAACUUUAAUGACUAGGUUGCCAUAAUGACUCAUUAUGGUAACAUAAUUUUGCAUAAGAAUGUAUUUGUGAUGAUCUAUGUAGUUGAAAUGAGUUAAAGUAACAACACUUUUUUUUUAUUAUUUUGCAGAUGGGCCCUUUGGUUCUUUAAAAAUGACAAAAGCAAAACUUGGCAGGCUAACCUUCGCCUAAUUUCAAAGUUUGACACUGUUGAAGAUUUUUGGGCGUAAGUAUUUAUUCGGGGCAGGGGUGAAUUUCAUGGUUUUCUCUAGGAGCUGCCAUUCACAUUUUUAAGACCUAUUUUUUGAUUCAUUAUAUACUUUGCACUAGAAGGCAAAGAAGUUUAUUUUAUUUAUUUUGAUAUUUUUAAUAAUAAGGGGGGGGGACCUAUUGUCCUCCCCCAGCCCCCACCAUGAGUGGCAGGUGGGGGCCCUAAAUGAAAAUGGGGGUAAGGGGAACUGCCUAUUGUCCUUCCCGCUGCUCCCACCCAUGGGCGGCAGUGCUUGGAUUCCAAGCCAACCAAUCAAAUUACUUGGAGUCAUUUUACACACCGUGGGAAAAUUCCAAAGAACUUUCCCACGCUGUGUAGUGACUAGCACUCUGGUUGGAUUCCAAGCCAACCAAUUGUGGGAAGGCUUUAUAAGAGUCCUGCGGAGCUCAGUCUGCGUCGUGCCCUUGCCGGGUGAAGAUGGUUUAAUUUUUAGCGUUGGUUUGUUUUAUUUCCGGCGGAUUCCGGGGCUGCUCACUGUUUAGUAGACAUGUCCCUACUUGCGGCAUAGCGAGUAGAGGCAUUUGGGAGAUUUCAUUCUCCCUUAUGAUAUUAUGGGGUUCAUAUUGACCCCCAUAGUGAGGUAGGACAUGGGGGACUUAGGAAGUGGCAGGGAGGGAGCUGCGAUAUUCGAUGUUUGUUUGUUCGUCUGACAUUUCUAUUCAUUCGUCUUGCUGAUAACAAGUAGAUGAAAUUCCUGUUUGCAUGCCCAAGUGUUUAACUGGGCAUGCGCGGGAAUUUCACAGCGCUGUAGAGUGUGGGCAGAUGACUUGUCCCACAGGGACUUCAUUUACCCACACAAAGAUGGGGGCGCCCAGGACCUAGGUCCGGGCAGAAAAUAAAGAUUACAAACUAGGUCAUAUGGGGGGCUUAGGGGCAUUUGGGCGUGACUAGGGGGACAAUUAGAUGUAGUGGAGUUGGGAGGUGGGUUAAAAAAAAAAAAAAAGCCAGAACUAGGAUUCGGCCAUGACCGUGCCGCUUUAUUAUACAAAUAUUUGAUGUAACAUGAAAGCCAUGUUUCUCUUGAACAAAAUUAAAUAUGAAAAGUGUGGGUGCACAUAAUAUGAAAGAGGUGAAUUACGUCUGAACAAACAUAUAGCACAUAUUCAAGGUUUUGUUUUGAUCACAACUUGUACAACUUCCUCAGUCCUCAAGUGGUUAAUUGAAGUUUAAAGUUUCCUUACACACACCUUCCUAGGAAAUUUACUCUCUGUAGGAAUUUUCUCAAUAUAGUUGUAGGAUCUAAAUAAAUAUGUCAUAUGAGGUAUUGAGUCUUGAACUGAAAAGCUUAAAUAUAUUUACAUACCACUAUCUCUCUUGGGCAGUUAUGGGGCUUUUUUUUUUAUUUUUUGUGUGAGUUCCAAAUCCUUCCUUUCAGAAUGUUUGCUGGGGAAAAAAUAACGCAAAAGGGCAGGGUGACAUGCCACAUUUCACUAUCUGUUCUAAAACCUCUGUUCUAAAAUAUGGAACAAUUAAGUGAGCAAGUGAUCUAGAGCUGGCAUUAAAGGGAUCCUAUGGGUACUCAGACAGCUUCCACUUGUUGAAAUGGUCUUUGUGCAUAGUCCCUGUCCCCUUAAUCCUGUGACAAUGACUGAUUAUUAUUUUUUAAUUUUUUUUAAUGAUUUUAUAUACAUUUCCUCAAGUUUUACGAAUUUGGUAUUAAUUGAGGAAUUUAAAGUGAAUUUCACAUUUAAAUGAUAAACCUUACUGUUAUGUAAUUGCUACCAUUCUCCUAUCCCGGGAACUGCUUAUCACACAUCUGCUCAGAGGAGUUGAACUUUAAAAGCCAAGAAAUGUUUUAAUUCCUUGUUUUCUGUGCAAAACAACCUACCCUACCUGUUCUUAAAAUCGUGAACACGGAUUGUCUCCAAAUUUUAUAGUUUAAAAAAGUUUCUGCCUCACACAACUACAUUUGUUACAUAGAAUGCUUUCAGUGUGAUUUUUGCAAUGAAAACUACAUGCACCUAGGUCUUGAGCAUUAUUCAGUGUUUUAAUAAGGCCACACACCCUUUAAUAAAAUUAUAUUUUAGAUCUUUUGGUUCCAUCAUAGUUAAAGAAGCUCUUUAGUAUGAAUCAUAAUUUGUCAAAUUAGCAAUCGUUAAAAGUAUUAUAUAAUAUUGCAUCACAAAGUCCCAUUCCUUUUAUUUCAACUUGUUCUUUUGGUCAGCUGAAGCCUUCUCCAUGAAUUCUAACUCCACCCAAAACCCUGCCCUAUUUGUCUGGAAAGGAAACUGGUCAUCAUAUGGCUUGUCUAUAUUUAUAAAUAUAUCCUUCUCUAAAACUACACAAGUAGCAUUUAUUUCUCUUGUGAGCUAUCUUGAGGCUGUUAUGCACAAACCUUUUAUUUUUCCAUGUAAUAACUCAUUUAUACCUGUUAUGGAAGGGAGCAAUGCAAAUUAUAACUUUUGGUUAUGAAACUUAAUAAAAGGUAAAGUCACCAAACAUGGUCAAGAUGAAGUCUUGUAAUCAAACGUUCACACAGUUUGUGUACAGAAACUUGUAUUCUGUUAUAAAGCCUGUUUUCUGACUAAAAGGCAUGUAAUUGUCAUGCAGAUUACUGCUAAAUACUGUACUCUGUGACAAGUAUGUCCUCUGGGGCUGAACUUACCAUUCGCAAACAGUCUAGUCUAAAAUCGUUGAAUCUGGCUCCUAAACUGCCGAACUAUGUCGCAGUCUGAGGCUUUAAUCGGGAGGCCUCGGAAUUGGAACUGCUGAGGGUGUCAGCAUUUUCAGCCGAUCAGUAGCUUCCCAUUCACAAAACCGCAUGAGAAAAAAAAAAUUUAGGCCUGGAGACGAAGACUGGUAGCUAAGAUAAAUGCAACACUUAUUUUUUUUAUUUAUUUUUUUUUAAACCAAGUUGUGUAAAGGGGUGAGUUGACACUUAUUCGAGUGUUCCACUAAUGUAUGCGGGUGGUUGUUUUCUAUCACUAAUUUUUUAUUUUUUUUUAUACACUAUCUUGCAUGUUGGUCUGUGUGAUGUAUAGUGAAAAUCCACACUAGUGUUGCAUUAGCUCGUUUUUUACUUAAAGCGCCUUUCUUUCUGACUAUUGUAUUUCGGACUGAAAUACAGCACUGAGGCAGUGAAUUUAGCAGAACUGGAACAGAAACUCGGCACCAGAUCAAUAAAAGUGGGGGGUGUACCACACCAGAUAGGACCAAAGGUGCAGCAUGCAUAGAAACCUCAAACAAUCCAGCACAUAGUAGCCCGGUGCAAGAUGUUAGAAGAGACAGUGUACACUGGGAGGCACUACCAGGAUGCGGAGAUGUAUCAAUACCCAGUGACCGUAACAAGAAGGACCAUGGGAAAGUAGAGGAAUACUAUGGUCCAAAUGAGGAGCUAGAAAUGGAAUUGAAAGUCAAGGUAGUAGUUGUCUCAUUUGUGAUUGGAGCACUCUGGGCCCAUAUUAGGAAUGACUUUAGCAGAUUCCAGGUGGGACAUCUGAGAUCUCUGUACAGUUUUAGGAACAUAUGAGAUACUGUGUUGAACCCUCAGGCCCCUGGUAGAGAACCAGGAAUGGACAGGAAUACACACACCAAAAACAAAACCUGAUAGGCGAGCAGUCUCUCUCUCCCUCCCUCCACAUUUGGUGGUAUAUUAUCCCAUGUACCUGCAACUUUUUGGAGAAACACAAGUCUCUGGAUUCUUUGUGUUAAUUCAAAAUCACUGUGUGGUGGCACAUACCUACAGGGAAACUAUAGUGCCUAUGUCCCGCAGCACUGGCUCGAACUCAUACUAAGCUCCUCUCCUGCUGACGUCAGCCGGCAGGGGAGAACUAAUGAGCAUGUGCUGCAAUGACUGCUCUUGCAUUAGAACUUCUCCUAUAGAAGAGCCUUAGACAAUGCUUUCCUAUAGGGGUUCGGGUGACACUGGACAUCCUCAUGCAUAGCGUGAGGAUGUCCAGUGAAUGUUAGGCGACCAAAAGUCCCCAUACGACCUGGAAAUCCCUCUAGUGGCUGUCUAGUAGUCGGCCACUAGAGGUUUAGUUAACCCUUGAUGGUAAUUAUGGCAGUUUCUCAAUAACAAUUACUAUUGCAGGGUUAAGGGACCUGGGAAUAUGCAAUUAGACCACUUCAAUGAGCUGAAGUUGACUGUGUGCUUAUAGUGUCCCUUUAAGUUACUGGAAGCAUACAACCUUCUCCCCUUUUCUGAAAAACACUGACAUGACACCUUAUGACAAAUUACAUUGAGUAAAAGAAUGUUACACAGAUCAAACCAAGCUGUUACUUGUUCUCCUAUCCUUUAUGUUCUAAUAUAUGCAAGUAUUUAGGUAUUUUGUGGCACAUUGUUUUGGUGCAAAGCGUGUCAUCAAUUUAUCAGCUGUAGUGAUUGUCGCUUGGAAAAUAUGGGAGCAAACUCUCACUUUUGACAAACCAUUUGGUAGUGUUACUGUGCUUAGUGCCCAUAUAAGUAAUAUGAUUACAAUCUGUGUAAAGAUUUUGUGAUUUUUGGCUCUUGUUAUUAAACAUGGUCAUCUCUUUGUGCUUUUUUUCUGUUUUUCCAUCCAGCCUAUAUAAUCAUAUCCAGUUGUCUAGUAACCUUAUGUCCGGCUGCGACUAUUCUCUCUUUAAGGCAAGUACUAGUACAAUUGCACAAAUCAUAAAAGCCUAAUUUUAGUCUACUGCUUUUUGAUCUUUUGACAUUUCUUUAUAUUUUUCUACGCAGGAUGGUAUUGAGCCCAUGUGGGAAGAUGAAAAGAAUAAACGUGGAGGAAGAUGGCUAAUUACCCUAACCAAACAGCAAAGAAGAAAUGACUUGGAUCGUUUUUGGUUAGAAACUGUACGUUUGUGCUAAAGAGGAUGAACACUUUCCCUAUAAAGUGUUACUUGUUGUCUUUGUCUACAAUUUGAGUUGCUUUACAAGGAGGACUAAGAAAGUAGAUCAAGAAAGAUUCAUUGAUGCUACUGAUACUAUCCUCCUACAGAAAUUGGUAGAUGAACAGGCCUGUUUGUAAUCAUUACUCAGGUUCUACUAAGUUUACCAACACUUGCCUCUUCAAGGGUUUUUCAACCUAGGUUCCCAUUUUGGGAAUUCUGAUCAGCCUUAUUCUGACUUAAGAACCAUAUCUGUGUACACUUUGAAAAGUUAAUUUGUGUUUAUAUAGUAUAUAGAGCAUGUCUAUUUUUACUUGAGUUAAUUCAGGAAGCCAGCAUUGUAUUGUAGGCUGGGGCUUCUGCUUAAAGUGAUACUGUAGUGCCAGGAAUACAAAUCUGUAUUCCUGGCACUACCGAUCCCUCUGCCUCCACCCUCCUUCGCACCCCUCCUACCUGGUAAAUAAAGGGAUAAAAACCCUUUUAUUUACUUAUCUGAUCAAUGCUUUCCUAUGGGGAAAAUCUGACGCUGGAGGUCCUUAUGCAGAGCGUGAGGACAUCCAGCGUCCGAUAAUGGACCAAAAAAAAAGUUUGGAUUCCGGAAGCCUACUAGUGUCUGUCUGGUAGACAACCACUGAGGGCAGACUUAGUGCUGCAAUUUAAACAUUUCAGCACUAAGUGCAAAAGGGACACCGCACCCAGACCACUUCAAUGAGCUGAAGUGAUAUGGGUGCCUACAGUGUCCCUUUAAGUCAAACCGCUUUGCCCACUUUUCUGUUCACAACCAAGAGUAGUGGUGUCUGGUCAAAAUUACUAGGUUUCUGGUGAUGCACCAGACUGUAAGCUAGUUUGAGCAGGGUACUCAUCUACCACUGUGUAAUUCUUAUUUAUUGUAACAUAUCCCCCUUUCAUAAUAGUGUAAAGCGCUGUGGAAUUAGUUGGCGCUACAUAAAUACCAAUAAUUACCAGUUGUCAAGGUAGUACAUGGUCUUGAUCAAUUUAUGUUUUGGUAGGAUUUUUUUUUUUUUUUUUUUUAAAUGGCCAACCUGAUCCUAAAGCACAGUACUGGCAACUCUUUGGAAACUGUAAAUGUAAUUUGUGUGCAUUAGAGGAGUGAAGGGACACUUCUCAAGUAACAGGGCUGCAACCUGCCUGCUGUUAGAUAGCCGUGAGAGAGCUCUCGCUGAAUUAAUUGUUUCCCAGCAUUAGUAAUGUGGGUAUAGAAUGUUAAUUUCUACAUGGGCACUUGGCCUUGCAUUCUAUUGGCUAGGAGAUAAUCUAUACUGAUGAUCUCCCAGCGGGUGGGUUUGAGCUGCAGUGAGAAGAGCAUCUUGUUGGAUUGGAGUAUGUUUGUUUGUUUAUUUAUUUAAUUUUUUAUUUUUUUGCAUUGGAAGGGUAAAAUGGACCCAGUGGAUUUAGCAUCACUCCAGAGUUAUAAAUAAAUGCAUUUUAUAACACUGCAAUGUUACUUUAAAGCAGUCUCUGUCCCUUGUUUUAAAGGUGUAACAUAUUUAUGAUGGUAUUUUAUUCAUUUUUUAACUUUUGUUUUGUCAGACAUAGUUUGUUGCAAAAUUGGAAGUGCUUUAGACUAGGUUUUUUGCCUUCUUUUGGAUCAACAGCAAAAAACAUAUGUGAGGAAGGCUGAACUUGAUGGACGCAAGUCUCUUUUCAGCUAUGUAACUAUGUAAUAUCCAAAUUGUGUUUGGUUUUUACAGCUCAUGUGCCUUAUCGGAGAAUCCUUUGAUGAAUACAGUGAAGAUAUAUGUGGAGCUGUUGUAAAUGUUAGAGCAAAAGGAGAUAAAAUAGCAAUCUGGACUACUGAAUGUGAAAACAGGGAUGCUGUUACACAUAUAGGGUGAGUUAAUUCUGUUAAUAUUCUCUAAACAUUUGAUGCCAAUAGUAUGCUAUAUUUGCACAUGCUUACAAAUAUAUUUGAAUAUUUUAAAGCAGCAUGUUCACUACAUUUUAGUGACCAUGACGCUUUAUAUAUUUUUCGGAUCAGUGACUCGAUGAAUAGCUCAUAGCUGCUCACUGUGAACAACAUAUUGGAGUGAAACUCAAAUAGCAAAAUAAUUGUAAAAAUUCUCUAACUUGCUACAGCUUGACAUAAAUUUAUAAUCAUUUAUACUUCUGUGAGGGUCCUUGGAGAAUAGCUGCCUAUUGUAUCAAGACUUGUUUUUCUUAAAAUUCCUUGAUAUAACCACUAUUAUGAAUUCUUGCUAUGAAUACUCUUGCUAAGUAUGCACUGUCAGCACCUCUAUAAAAUUGUCAUCAAAAUGUUAUAAUGGAGUAAACCUGUUUUGAGAGAAAUAUCACUGUUCAUAGGUCAUUCUGUGGCUUUGCAAAUCUUAUAAUAUUCUGUUUACUUGUUUCUUUUAAAACAUGUCUGUCUACACAUAUAUCAUGUGGGUUUUUAUUUUAUUUUUAUUUUUUUAUAUACAGGAGGGUUUACAAGGAAAGAUUAGGACUUCCUCCCAAAGUAGUCCUUGGUUAUCAGUCCCAUGCAGACACAGCUACUAAAAGCGGCUCCACCACUAAAAACAGAUUUGUUGUUUGAGAAGACGCCUUCUGAGUAUUGUUUCAUAGGAGACUGCGUCAAGCAAUCGCGACUUGGGAGCUGUACCAAAGCCUCUACAAAAGCAGAGUGGACUGCAUUUAAAUUUGAUUUCCACCUAAAUAUUGCUAAGAUUUGUGAAAAGUCAUUCGCCUUUUUGUCUUGUGCUAUGUUCAAAACCCCCUAUCCCUUUUUGUUUUGGUUAUUUUUAUUUUUUCCUACAAUUAAGUUAUCUAAUCAAAACAUUUCAGCAAGCAAAUACUUUCCCUUUCAGUAUCCUCAAUUGCUGCCCAAGUUAUCUCUGUAAUAGAAUCUUUAGUUUUCGAACUAUUACAGAAAUAUUUAUCCAGAUUGUGCUCUCGCAUCACCCGCAAGAAAAGGAAUCUUUAUAUUUGCAUUGUAUGCAGUUACAAUAGUUUGCUGAUUUGCAAGGCGGAGGAUUAAAAUGCAUUCAAACUUCUAUAGCGAUUCAUGGUUUGUUUUAAUUUUUUUUUAAUUUUUUUUCUUAACAGCAUUGUUCUUGCUGUAUUUUGUGCUGAUGGCUGCUAGGUUUAAUUUAUUUGUUUCCCUUCUUGAUAACAUUAGUGAUAUGAUUUAUUUUUAAAAAAAAUUUUUUUUUUUUUUUUUAAAAGCUUAUGUAACUGGUGAUGGAUCGGGGGGGAAAACAAAUGGGCUAAAUAAAAGUGUUAAUAUUGUGUGUUUAGAAACAUUCUUUUUAUAUAUAUUUUUUUGUAUGACAUUACAAAGCCUUGUUGCAAGUUUACGCGUUUCAGUGAAAUCCAUGACCUCUGUGAUUUCUUAACAUAAUGUGGAUUUUUUUUUUUUUUUAUGCAAACUAUAACAUUCCUUACUAGAAAUAGAAUGUCUUUUUGCAUUUUUUUUCUUUGGAUUUCUUUUCCUGGGGUGGGGGGGUUUCUCAUAUGGUGUAUUUUAACACAUUUGUAUUUAGACUAUUUUGCUUUGGUUAUAUAAAAAAAAAGGCUCACAUAGCAAAGCAGUCACUAUUCAUCUUAAGACAGUGUACAAAACUGUAAAUAAAAUGUGUACAGUGAAUUGUCUUUUAGAUAACUAGAUUUGUCAUUUUUUCCUCCCUGCCAGAGGAAUGGUUCUUCUUCCUCAAGUAUGGUAACUUUCUACCAGGAUGCAAUAUAAGAUUUGUAAAAAAAAAAAAAAACAUUGUAUGCAUAAUGAAUUUGGCACACUGUAUCUUCUACAAUGCCUGGUAUAAGGUACCUUCUGAAAAUGGUAUUGCUGUUUUGUAUCAACUUAUUCCAGAGGUAAUUGAUAAUCACACUGCUUAAUGUAGCAUACAUUUAACUUUUCUGUUUGUGUACAUGUUAUAGAUAUGAUGGUAGGGCAAUAGAUCCAGUCUAGUUACCCUAAAAGAGGAAUUGUUCAUCUUCAAGUAAGACCAGGUAUUUGCGGCAGAGACAAAAUGGGGCUGUGGAGAGAGAGGCACACAGAAGGAUAGGGAGUCACAAAUCGAUACAGUGCGGUUGGGGAAUGUGGUAAAAGACAAAGGCUUUAACUAAACAUAUUAGAUUUAGGGACAUACUAAUCACGGUAUCUGUAUCCAUUUUAUACGUCAAUUCAGGAUAUCUGUUCUCCAAGACCAUAGUUGAAACAAACACAGAUCUGGGCUUUAGCACAAAUAUGUUUCACCCUUAAAAAGUUCUAAUGAAGGUUCUCUAGUACACUGCAUUGUGAGGGUGCUACAGUAUAUGGAACUUACACUAUCAUUUAGUAAAUACACAUGGAAAGCUUGCGUAAGACACAGGUGCAGGAACAUAAUAAAAGCAUUCACACAGUGACUGUUAAAAAAAAUUGCAUGGAGUGUACAGGAUUCUGCUUUACUCUGCAGAAAAAAAAAGUUAUAUCAAAAAGUGCGAUUUUAAACCGUUAAUUUGACAAAGUGUGAAUUGCUAAAAUAACAAAUGUUUUGGCACACCAAACUAUUUUUGUGUGUGCAACUUCCUUAAGCUCUGUGUUUACACUUGUCUAUUUGCUGUUUGACAUUGUCCUUGAUUUUGAAGAUAACUGGUUAAAAAUGUAACUAUCAAGAACUGACUUUCUUUUUCAGAAUAACUACAUAUGAUGCUCCUGAUUAACAGAAACUUUUCUGAUUGCUCUGCUUUUUUUGUCACUGUGGGCCAAUGUCUAAUCUGAAAUUAUUUAGUGUGGUUUUUUUUAUGAAAUAGUAAUGCAAUUUUCAAGAUUUUAUUUUUUUAAUUUUAUUUAUAUCAGUUAAGUGUACACAUUUUUCACUGUUAAGAUACAUGUAAAUUAUUAACACUACAUCUUCCAACACCUUGACUAGCAGCAUUUAAAAAAAAAAAAAAAAAAAAAUUUUUUAAAGGUAUGUGGAAGAGUAUAUCUUUAAUCUUUACUUUGCAGAUGUCAGGAGCUAUAUUAAAAUGCACGAGUCUUGAAAAUGAGCCCUUCAUUAAACUCUUAUUAGAAAAUUGGGUCAAAUUUGUCAACUAGUGGAAUCAACCUUUUUUUGUUUUUUAAGAUUGUAUUUAUUUUGAGUCUUUCAAUUUAAAUUAUUUAACCUUAAAGGGAUACUAAAAGCAUUUAAAAAUAAAAAAAGGGUUAGGAACACAAACAUGUAUUCCUGACCCUAUAGUGUUAAAACCACCAUCUAGGCUCCUUUGGUCCCUCAUGCCUCCAUAAAUAUAGCAAAAUCGUACUGUAUUAAAGCCUGAAGCUGUAGGUCUGCACGCUGUUUGCCUCAGAAAAACAAGCAGUCUGCUGACAUCAUCAGAAGUGGUGGCCUGACCCAAUCACAAUGUUUCACCAUAGGAUUGGUUGAGACUGACAAAGAGGCAGAGCCAGUACAAUUCAAACACAGCCCUGGCCAAUCAGCAUCUCCUCAUAGAGAUGAAUUGAAUCAAUGAAUCUUUGAGGAAAGUUCAGUGUCUGCAUGCAGAGAGAGGAGAUACUGAAUGUUUGGAUGCAUUUUAGGGGCCAUGACCCAGGAAGGAUCUCUAACAGCCAUCUGAGGAGUGGCCAGUGAAGUUAUCACUAGGCUGUAAUGUAAACACUGCUUUUUCUCUGAAAGACAUUGUUUACAGCAAAAAGCCUAAAGGUAAGGAUUCUACUCACCUGACCAAAUUCAAUAAGCUGUAGUUGUUCUGGUGACUAUAGUGUCCCUUUAAGCUUAAAGGGACAGUAUAGGCACCCAGACCAAUUAAUCUUAAUAGGUGCAACCCCCCCCCCUUUUUUGAACCCUGCAGUUGAAAACAUGUUUGGUAGCAGUUGCAAUGUUUUUUCCUCAGGGUUAACCUGCCUCAAGUGGCUGCCGAUAUGACAACCACUAAGGCCACUUACAUAAAAUUGAUUAAAAUGAUUUGUCAGAUCUGAUUGGUGCAGUGUUUUUGCACAUGCACAUUACUAUCCCAGCACUUUCCUACAAUGAUCUUUGCCAAAGAGGUGAUACUUACACGAGGAAACUGGUGCUGCACGGGAGUAGUGGUGAGUUAACUCCCUUUUAACACGGUCAGCGCUGGUCUGGUCACCUAAACAGUAAAUAGGGCACUAUAGCAUUAUGAAUACAUAUUUGUAUUCAUGCUAAAGAUACGUGGUGUAUUCUAUGUAAAAUAUAAAGAUUUACUCACUUUUCCUCUGUUCCAGCACUGCUUUGUGGGUGUUAUUCUUAGUUUGCCCUCUACAUUGGCUCCUCUUCGUCUUUUUUUUUUAAAUUUGGCUUUUUUUUUUUUUUAAGCGCUUCCCCAUGCAGGGUGAUCAAAUCUAGUCAGUGACUUCUGCACGCUGGCUUUAUUGCUGGCCUCAGAACGAAGUGGCGUCAUGUAUUUCUGUUACUAUAUCUUGUGGUCAGUGCUAGGGAGUAGAGGUACCACCUCCUGUGGGAGGUCUAUUCUGCUAGUCUCGACAGCUGGGAUAAAAAGCAAAGCAACAUGGGAAUUGUAGAUCUGCAAUUGCUGAAUCUUUGGUCAUACUUGACUUUUGUUCAUAUGACAAGUAUUGCCUUCUGUUAAAGGAAUACAAACAUAAGCUGUGGGGUUUUGGUGGCUACACAAAUUUAAAGAGCGCUUUCUUUGCUAGUGAUGUUUAUCACUCGUCUAGAACAAAGAUGACACCCCAACAGGUUGACCCUUGUUUUGUCUUUAAAAUUAGUAGAGUUUUGGUUAAGGCCCACUUUAUUAGACCAUGUCACUGUGUCUGAGUGAAUGACCUUUGGCAUCCUGCAGAUAAAGCACGAGACUCCUGUCAAUGUAACAAAAUUGCAUUUGUCUCAACAAUGGUGAUCUAAUUUUCAUAUUUGAUUCUAUUACAGAUGGAAAAAAAAAUACCAACAAUAUAAUUACUUGAGAUAAGACUGCUACACUGGUUUGAACUUUAUAAAAAAAAAAAAUUUUUUUUUACUUUUGUUUAGGUUCCCAAAUGAAUAAAAGCCUUUUUUCACAUUGUUUUUUGAAUGUUUAUAGAUAUAUAUUUUUAAUUCUCCUAUAUGUAAGUGACAGAUUAUUGCAUGUUUGGUACAUAAUGUAUCCUUAUUUAACAUACACUGGCCAAAAUAUGUGGGUACCAAAGUUACACUAUUCCUUUACUAAAUUAAUGCAUUAUGCCAAGAUGUUACAGUUACAGGAAAAACAUCUCUAUAUUAUUCUAAAUUCCUUAUUAAAGAGACAUGAGGAAAGAGCAAGACAACAAAUAUAGGGAUUAUCCCUGGAAAUCGUGGAUUGGCUGGCCAGCAUAUUUCAGCUGGCACUUGUUUUAUUCAAUUUAUCUUUAUAAAAUAUAUUUUUUGUGCAAAAAUGUAUCCUGUGGAACACUGCGUACCUAAUAUAAAUUACACCUGCCUAAAUGUUUGUGAAAUACAUUUUUCGGGGUACCUGAUCUGCAUGUAACACGUGUUGGAUAACUCAGAUGUGUUUUUAAAAGAGCCCAGUACACUCACAACACUGUAUGUUGGAUAUCCUUCUCAAGGAAUAUACUUUGGAUAUCUUAUUUAUGAUGCCAAGUCUUGUUUCUUUUGACAAUGUUACCAGUCAUGAGUUUUUUGGAAGAUUACUUUUUUGAAACUUGAUUAUUCAUCUAUGAACUAAUAAAAAAAAAUU